AUGUGUCCCGAGACGACUCAGUUCUCAAAUUAUCAAACCCUAGCAUUCUCUCUUUCUCUCUCUAACUUUUCUCCGCCAUGGCUUCACGGAGGCUAUCUGCCUCCCUCAUCCACUCCUCCCUUCAUCGAUCAUCAACUAGAUCUCCAUUUACUCACUCCACCAGAGCCGCACGCGCACUAUCUCAAUCCCAACCUUCUCCUACCAGUUACUUCUGCCGUCGCCGCUCCGACCAAGCCAGUUGCAACAACCCCUGGUGAAGGAUCUAACUAUGGAAAGAUCACCGACGAGUUCAUCGGAGCCGACACGAUUGGACAGGUGUGCCAGGUGAUUGUGUCGUCGUUGAUGUGA
Messenger RNA from Lactuca virosa, 348 nucleotides. NCBI's taxonomy places the organism in Eukaryota, Viridiplantae, Streptophyta, Magnoliopsida, Asterales, Asteraceae. The record is from the annotation of a GenBank genome assembly.